AUGAGUUUCAAAUUCGAAAGUCGAAAACUACAGGAAAAAUGCGUUACGAACCCGCUAAUAGCUGCAUUUAAAAUGUUUAUAAAUGGUGACUUGAAAUCGCGCAAUCGUACUAUUGAUCGGACGCUUCUGAUGUUUAUUGCAGAUGCACUUUCAUCUGAUUUUUUAGCUGGCGUGUCGAAUCUACUCGGUGGCAUCACUUAUGAUGAAAAACAUCGAAUUACAGGGGCAAAAGCAAUAAUGCUGCCAUAUGCGUUACGACAUUCAACACCAUUCCAGGACGGUUUAGCAGAGAAGUGGGAACUGAAGUUAGCUGAUUUUCUGCUAAAAUAUAGUUCAAGGCUUAUUCGAGCUUCGCUGUGGACCUACGAGACGUUAGCUUCCGAAAGUGCAAAGGAUCGUGAACAAUUAUUGCGGUAG
Messenger RNA from Gongylonema pulchrum, 417 nucleotides. The record is from the annotation of a GenBank genome assembly. Lineage: Eukaryota; Metazoa; Nematoda; Chromadorea; Rhabditida; Gongylonematidae.